CAUGGCGCUGAAGGUGGUGAUAGCUGCUGGCGGUGCUGCAAAGGCAGUGUUCAAGCCAGCUCUCCUCUGCCGUCCUUGGGAGGUUCUGGGUGCUAAUGAGGCCCCCCGGAGGAGCAUUUCCUCAGUAAGUACCUGCCUUGGAUGUGUGUUUGCACAGGCACGUACAUAUACAUGUGAGGGAGAGAGCUGUGCUCAUGUAUUUUGUGUGUGUAUGUGUAUGCAUGAGUGCGCACACACAUAAUGUAUAUGAGACUGUGUGCACUAUGUAUAUGUGCCCGUGCACACAUGACUGUAUGUUGCUCCCUGGCCCUCCUGUUCUUCCCUCUGAGGCACAGUCUCCAGAGGUCACUCACACCUCCCCUCUGAGUUAUGCUAAACAGAGUCCCCAGGGAAAAGAACCCAGUUCCCUGGUCACAGCCUUGUUCUUCCAACCUUGGCUGAUCCAUGUCUUCUUCCUUUCUGUCUUCCCUCUAGCAACAAACAAUUCCUCCAUCUGCUAAAUAUGGUGGGCGGCAUACAGUGACUAUGAUCCCAGGGGAUGGCAUCGGCCCGGAGCUCAUGUUGCAUGUUAAAUCAGUAUUCAGGCAUGCAUGUGUGCCAGUGGACUUUGAAGAGGUACAUGUGAGCUCCAAUGCUGAUGAGGAGGAUAUCCGAAAUGCCAUCAUGGCCAUCCGCCGGAACCGUGUGGCCCUGAAGGGCAACAUUGAAACAAAUCAUAACCUGCCACCAUCCCACAAAUCCCGAAACAACAUCCUUCGCACCAGCCUAGACCUCUAUGCCAACGUCAUCCACUGUAAGAGCCUGCCAGGAGUGGUGACCCGGCACAAGGACAUAGACAUCCUCAUUGUGCGGGAAAACACAGAGGGAGAGUACAGCAGUCUAGAGCAUGAGAGCGUAGCAGGAGUGGUGGAGAGCUUGAAGAUUAUCACCAAGGCCAAGUCCCUUCGAAUUGCUGAAUAUGCUUUCAAGCUGGCCCAGGAGAGUGGGCGUAAGAAAGUGACAGCUGUGCACAAGGCCAACAUCAUGAAACUGGGUGAUGGGCUCUUCCUCCAGUGCUGCAGGGAGGUGGCAGCCCGCUACCCGCAGAUCAUCUUUGACAGCAUGAUUGUGGAUAACACAACAAUGCAGCUGGUAUCCAGGCCUCAGCAGUUUGAUGUCAUGGUGAUGCCUAAUCUCUAUGGUAACAUCGUCAACAACGUCUGUGCAGGGCUAGUUGGAGGCCCGGGCCUUGUGGCUGGGGCUAACUACGGCCACGUGUAUGCAGUAUUUGAGACAGCUACAAGGAACACAGGCAAAAGUAUUGCCAAUAAGAACAUUGCUAACCCCACUGCCACACUGCUAGCAAGUUGCAUGAUGCUAGACCACCUCAAGCUCCACUCCUAUGCCACCUCCAUCCGCAAAGCUGUCUUAGCAUCUAUGGACAAUGAAAAUAUGCAUACUCCAGACAUUGGAGGCCAAGGUACUACAUCCCAAGCCAUCCAGGACAUCAUUCGUCACAUCCGCAUCAUUAACGGCCGGGCUGUGGAAGCUUAACUAUCCUUGCAGUUAUCUCAGCCUAUCCAUAGGACCCUCUUCUCACUCUAGCACUCCAGCUAGCAUGGUGAACAGGCUCCAGAAUAAAGCUACUUCUGCCCCAGAA
Messenger RNA from Peromyscus californicus insignis, 1639 nucleotides. It is a transcript of the gene Idh3g, whose product is annotated as isocitrate dehydrogenase (NAD(+)) 3 non-catalytic subunit gamma. The coding region runs from base 526 to 1533 and encodes 335 amino acids. Gene Ontology annotation, biological process: tricarboxylic acid cycle; isocitrate metabolic process. The transcript has 12 exons. Gene Ontology annotation, cellular component: mitochondrion. Gene Ontology annotation, molecular function: magnesium ion binding; oxidoreductase activity, acting on the CH-OH group of donors, NAD or NADP as acceptor; NAD binding. The record is from RefSeq and is a predicted model, not a curated record. NCBI's taxonomy places the organism in Eukaryota, Metazoa, Chordata, Mammalia, Rodentia, Cricetidae.